GCCAGACCAUCUUUGGUUAACCUCUAGAAAGGACCAGAAGACCAUCCCCUGGGAUGACCAGGACCAGAGGGGCCAAUCAGGAGCCAAGUUCUAGAUUCAUUAACCCAGUAAGGUAGAGCGUGGCCUCAAGAUGCCUGUGUGUCCGAUGUCCCUGGAGUCCCUCAAGUCCUCACACUUCUCUCUGGGUCCUGAUCCGCGGCUGCAUGCUGGCACUAUGCAGUGCACAACGCACAAGGACUUCCCGGCCUAUUCCUCUGUCACCCUGUUCCAGCCCCACUCGUCACCACCGCAAGGCCCAAUCUUUCAAAGGGAAGCGCGGUGGGCUUCCCAGAAGCGGGUUUCGGAGAUGCACCGUGCAUUCUCACCACCACCCUCAUUACAAUCUCAGGACAAGCUGCAGGAACGCACGCAAGCCAUGCAGAUGAGCAACCUGCACUUGCACGCGGAUAUGCGUCCUGUCCUCAACCUGUCCAUUGCACAUACUGAUUAUGGCUGGCCAGAACUACCACAGAGCGCCCGCGUGGAUAUCCGGAGCGCACGCCUCCUCUUUGACCGGGAUUCGAUGCCCUCGGGUGACAGAAAGCAGCUGCGCAUACCGCUCACCUCGUACCAGGCACACUACCCGCCCUACGAUGCCAGCAUCCCUCAGCCCUGUGCGCCCUGCAGCCAUCUAGGGGGUCCUAACACCCUGAUGUGGAACUACAAGGGACAGAAAGACACCUCCUACAAGAAGCACUUCCAAGACCUCCCAAGCCCACCAGCCUUGAUGUGUAAGAGGGCCUCGUCCAGUAUAAACCUAGGAGACAGCAAAGUCGGCUAUAGUCCCCUGUGCUCACUUGUGAAGCAGACCUACACACCUCAGGAGCUGUCCCCAUACAGGUACGACAAGGCCCAGGCCGCAGCCCACAUCCACCAGGUGAACCUUGGUCCUGGAGACGGCCUGUUCUAUGGCAGAACCACCAUGAAAGACCAUUUCGAUGCCAAAGAGCCAGAGCCUUUUGAUCUUCACCAUGAUAAGACUCUGGAGUCACACAUCCUGAAAGGAAACUGGUGCCGUGGCCCUGGCAGCCUUGCUACCUCCUCAGAGUUCUUCUACGGUGAGCCACCUCCUGCGACACAGCCUCCAGUCCGACAUGUGUCCCAUGAGAAACUGAAGGAUCACGUGAUCUUGGGAGACCCAAAGCUGUUGGGAAACUUCUUCCAAACCUCCAUGGCCACAGACUACUGCCCCCUGACUACUCCCAUAAAACAAAGAACUCUCAACUUCUCUUUGUUGGAGAGUAACUUCCCUGAGGGCACGGAUGAAUUAGACUUUUUAACCACGAACCAAAAGUUGAUGAAGCCGCAUGGAAUAGUUCGAGCCUCUAUCACUGAAGAUUUGUUACGGAAGUGCAAAUACAGCCACAUAGAGCCCCCACUGGGCAGACAACGCUUCUUCUCUACUCAGUAUCAAGACGAGUAUCCCUUCAAGUACCAGGGCCCAUUGGUACAGAAGCUGAGUAAUGUGAAUGAGAGCCAUUUGCCAAUGGGCACACCCAAGUUCCUUGGCUGCUGGCAUGAGAAAGUAGACCCUCAGGGCCCCCAGAUACCUAUGAACCCUUGCCGGAGCCAACAAUAAAUAUCACUUGAUUGUUAAAUUGACA
This is a messenger RNA of Mastomys coucha (southern multimammate mouse), 1643 nucleotides long. RefSeq names its product testis expressed 45 (gene Saxo5). The transcript has 9 exons. Lineage: Eukaryota; Metazoa; Chordata; Mammalia; Rodentia; Muridae. The record is from RefSeq and is a predicted model, not a curated record. Bases 131 to 1618 code for a protein of 495 amino acids.